Cryptococcus wingfieldii CBS 7118 is the source of this 843-nucleotide messenger RNA. RefSeq names its product replication factor A2. The record is from RefSeq and is a predicted model, not a curated record. NCBI's taxonomy places the organism in Eukaryota, Fungi, Basidiomycota, Tremellomycetes, Tremellales, Cryptococcaceae. Gene Ontology annotation, biological process: nucleotide-excision repair; double-strand break repair via homologous recombination; DNA replication. The transcript is spliced from 8 exons. Gene Ontology annotation, cellular component: DNA replication factor A complex; site of double-strand break; chromosome, telomeric region. The coding region runs from base 1 to 843 and encodes 280 amino acids. Gene Ontology annotation, molecular function: DNA binding.
AUGAGCAACUACGACGGUUCCAACCCAUACUACGGCGGCGCUGGCGGGGGGUACGUGGCGGGCGGCGGCAACGGCGACUACGGGUCUUCCCAGGACUCUCCCGGUGGUAAAAAGUCUCGUGGCAACGCUACCAUCCGACCUUUGACGAUUAAACAAUUCAACGAGGCCCAGCAAGUCCAUCCGGAUGCCGACUUUUCCAUCGAUGGCGAGGACGUCACCCAGGUCUUGCUGGUGGGAUCUGUGCGCAAUGCGUCGACCACAGCGACAAAUGUGGCCUAUGAGAUUGGAGAUGGAACAGGUUAUGUGGACGUCAAGCUCUGGCUUGACUCUGCCGACGACCAAUCCGGCAAGACUGACGGCAUCCAGCAAGAUAGCUACAUCGGCGUCAUGGGCACCAUCAAAUCUUACAACAACAAGCGCCAUGUCUCUGCUACCCACGUCCGACCCAUAACAGACCCCAACGAGAUCCAGCACCAUCUUUUGAAAGCUUUGCACGUCAGCUUGCUUCUCCGAGGAGGUACUUCUGGUAACGCCGGAGCCAACAGAGCUACCACCGACUACCGCGCCCCUACAGCUUCCUCCUCCGACUACGCCAAGCCAGCUGCCGCUGCCAACCAUGGUGGCGCCGACCCCUACGCCGAGCUGGACCCAUUGGCGCGCGCAAUCAUGCAAAUUUUGGAACGCGAAGGGCCGAAUCACGACGAUGGUAUGCAUGUGGCUGCUUUGAGUAAAGCUACUGGAAGCACGGAUCUGGAGCAGUUUACAUUGGUGCUGGAUUGGCUGGCGGAGAACGGGCAUGUGUUUACCACCAUCGACGAAGCUCACUACCAAAUCGCCUCAUAA